GCUAAAAAUAUCCAUGUCACGUGACAUACAAAGAAAAUGGCUGCGCCCAUGAAAAUAAAAACCUCCCACGAAAAAAUUGAAAAAGAGACAAAAUCUCUUCUGCAGGCGUGCAAAGACGUUCACAAAACUAUUGAUUAUGAAGACCCCUUCCUGAAGAGAUGUGAAGAAAAUUGUGCAAGAGUGCUGAGAAGUGAAGGAAAGACAGACACAGAUGUUGCUCAGCAACUAAAGGACUUUAGCCAGGCAUCCUUGGACCUGACAUUCUAUGAAGAGAACAACCUGGUAAAUGAAUCGUUUCCUGAGAAAGAUGGAAAACAAAGGCUGCAAAAACUACUUGAGAGUUUGACAAUGCCAGAAAAGUUGGUCGAAGAUCUAUUUCAAGGAGAGAAACAGGCGAAAGAUGUUUUAGGAGACGAGAUAUAUGAGUGUUUAUUAUGGAGACGUGGUGCACUACUCUACAUGUACUGUAGCAUCAUUCAGCCAAGGUCAAAGUCGGAUCCUAAUCAAUACCGACAGUGUCUUGAAGAUGGUGUUGACUAUUUGAUGAGGAUGCUUAAGGUACGGACUCCGAUAUUGAAAGAGAGGCAGGAUGUCACAACAAACGAUGAGGCUGUUUAUCAACUUUUACAAAAAGGAAUUUUCAGUGACACACAUGUACUGGCCAUGAUGUAUGCAGGCGAGAUGUGUCAUUGGCACUGGUCAGAUCCUGCUCCAUCUCAGUCAGACUUUGAUGCUAGAAACAUUGGCCGCAGUCUACUCAGCAAGUACAUCGAACUGGUCAAAGGACCGCUCAAGACAAUGGGCUGGAACUGUGAAAGAGCUGACCAACUCUUGAAAGAUGCUGACAAAUGAACAAGAAAAUUCUUAAUCAAAUUUAUAGUGCUCUUUUAAUCUAAAAAAACGUUUUGGUAAAAGUGCAUUUUGGAAUUAUUAUUAUCAUCAUGGUCACAACAGAAUACUCUUGGCUUUCCUGGUCAAAGACCAUCACUCUCAUGUGCUGCCAACUGGUACUUGGGAAGGGAAGCGUGGUGGCACAGUGUCGGACCUGUGGGUUUGAGACUCCGGCCACUCAGAACUUUGUUAUCUUCACUUUCCACAGGAAGUUUUCUGGAACUGGAUCAUACCCUCAUCAUUGUGGAUCUUACUCUCAUCAUUGUGGAUCUUACUCUCAUCAUUGUGGAUCAUACCCUCAUCAUUGUGGAUCUUACUCUCAUCAUUGUGGAUCAUACCCUCAUCAUUGUGGAUCUUACUCUCAUCAUUGUGGAUCUUACUCUCAUCAUUGUGGAUCUUACUCUCAUCACUGUGGAUCUUACUCUCAUCACUGUGGAUCUUACUCUCAUCACUGUGGAUCUUACUCUCAUCACUGUGGAUCUUACUCUCAUCACUGUGGAUCUUUCUUGUGGUUGAGAAUAUUCAGCAGCGAGAAAGGUUUAAUUGAUCACACAAUAUUACUGUUUAUGAAUGUAGUAUCAUAUUCAAUAGCAAUAAUAAACAAUGAACUCUUAUAGAA
This is a messenger RNA of Lineus longissimus, 1510 nucleotides long. Its product is annotated as RAB7A-interacting MON1-CCZ1 complex subunit 1-like. Bases 37 to 852 code for a protein of 271 amino acids. Gene Ontology annotation, biological process: mitophagy. NCBI's taxonomy places the organism in Eukaryota, Metazoa, Nemertea, Pilidiophora, Heteronemertea, Lineidae. The transcript has 7 exons. The record is from RefSeq and is a predicted model, not a curated record.